GCAUUCUCCACUGUGGGAACUCCAGACUACAUUGCCCCAGAAGUGUUCAUGCAGACCGGAUACAACAAGCUCUGUGAUUGGUGGAGCCUGGGGGUCAUCAUGUAUGAGAUGUUGAUUGGUAGGAGGGAUAUCUGUUGAUUGCAAACGCAGGCCCUAACUUAAGAGUGGCAUUAGCAACUGAAACCUUUGCGUAAAUCAUGCAUUGAUGUCAGUUCGAUGCAAGUUAUGAUUGAAUUAGGAUUACUGUCUAAAUGUCCCUGUCUCUUCAGGCUACCCCCCGUUCUGUUCGGAGACGCCCCAGGAAACCUAUAAGAAAGUGAUGAACUGGAAGGAGACUCUGGUGUUCCCUCCAGAAGUACCUAUCUCAGAGAGGGCCAAGGACCUCAUCCUCAGGUCAGCACCAGUACUACAUAUCAACAUGUUCAAAAAGAGAGCCAGAUUAAUAAACAGUCUAUAGCUUACUGUACAGCAUGUUGCUCUAGAGAAGAAUGAACAUCAACUAAGUGGUUACAAUGUCAUCUCAAGCUAAUUCUGUAUCUAUGGCAGGCACACUUCUAUAUCCCUCUGUGGUUGUUCUCAGGAUCUAAAUGUGUGUAUUUUACUGCUUAGGUUCUGCUGUGAGGGAGAUCAUCGGAUCGGGGCAACAGGAGUGGAGGAGAUCAAGAGAAACCUGUUCUUUGAGGGAGUCGAUUAUGACCACAUCAGGUACACAGGGACUACUAACAAGGAACAGUUUAUAUCCAAAUCAAUGAGGUUUUUAUACCUCAGUGGCCCAAAGGUCCAGGCCUCACUACAGUUUUUGCAUUUGUCACCCAACACAGGGAGAGACCUGCAGCGAUCCCAAUUGAGAUCAAAAGCAUCGAUGACACGUCAAACUUCGAUGAGUUCCCUGAGUCAGACAUCCUUUCACCCACAGGUGAGAGAAAGACAUUUUCAGCAGAAACAAUUUUCCUGUGUCUCUGUUUAUUAUUAUUCUGACUGUGUGUGUGUGGUUGUACAGUACACCCUGUGACUAUCAACUAUAAAGCUCUCUCCCUCUCCUUUUCUAUUCACACUCCCUCCUUCGUCACUCUCCUUCUCCUCUCCCUCUUCUCUCUCCCAAGCUGCAGCAGCACCCACCAAGUCUCCAGCAGCAGCAGCUGCAGCGGAGGCUGACUAUAAGAAUAAGGACUGGGUCUUUAUCAACUACACCUACAAGCGCUUCGAGGGCCUGACAGCCAGGGGAGCCAUCCCUUCCUACAUGAAGGGAAGUAAGAGAUGA
This is a messenger RNA of Coregonus sp. 'balchen', 1261 nucleotides long. NCBI's taxonomy places the organism in Eukaryota, Metazoa, Chordata, Actinopteri, Salmoniformes, Salmonidae. The record is from the annotation of a GenBank genome assembly.